Messenger RNA from Colletotrichum navitas, 938 nucleotides. RefSeq lists its product as uncharacterized. NCBI's taxonomy places the organism in Eukaryota, Fungi, Ascomycota, Sordariomycetes, Glomerellales, Glomerellaceae. The coding region runs from base 209 to 850 and encodes 213 amino acids. The transcript has a single exon. The record is from RefSeq and is a predicted model, not a curated record.
GACCUUUCUUCAGUCAAGGGCGACGGAAGGACACAUUGGUCUCAACUAUCGCCUCAAACAAGAAACGGCACUGCAAACCAGGCUCAGCAGCUCGGCAAUGACACUAUUCACGCGCUGUGUAAUGUGACGCAGAGACCCGAGCUUGUCGAUCUUUUGAGCACGCACAGCACAAUGCUAAUAUGGAGCAGGCCUGUUUGCCAAUACCCGAAUGCGUAGAUGUCCGGCUCAAGCCGAUAAAGGUCCUGACAGCGAACUCUCCCGUGCGCUAAUAUGCCGCUGUGAGGAGGAGAGCCAUCCUGCCGGAACCGCCAUAAUCGCCGCAGGCCUACCUAUGACAUGGAGGGUGUCAAUCCAUACCGGAAAGAAGUCCUUCCAGCCUUGGCGCCAUCGCGAUCGGGUGCGAAAGCUCCCUCCCUCAUCAACGCAGCAAAAGAGCACAAAACUGCACAGCCGACGGAUGCUGACGGCGGCUCCCCCUGCUAUCAACCGAAACGCGCGGCAGCUUAGGGUUAGGCAGACAGCUAGCAAGCAGGGCAGCAUCUCCUUUGGGUCGCCGGGCUGCGGUAUUUUGCGCUAUAGCGCACCAGUGUGCCGUCUGCCAAGCUCGGGAUUGACAGAUCCCAUGCGGGCGGCGCCAGUCUCUUGGUCUUUGCGCUGUGCCACCGCCUUGACACUUUGCUACAGAGGGUUUCAUUCAAUCUCGAUGUCGAACACAGGAAACGACCUCCGCGACCCAAGGUCGAUUCUGACGGGCGCUUGCAUCCCGAACCAUAUUCACUCUCUGUACGAAAGGCGCCCUAGUUUGGCCGCUGGCCGUAGUGGUUCACACGACGCCGUUGCGGAAAGUUGACGGAAAGUUGAGGCGAGUGUAAAGUUGAGGCGAGUGUAAAGUUGAGGCGAGUGUAAAUUUGAGGCGAGUGUAAAGUUGAGGCGAGUGU